Messenger RNA from Dendronephthya gigantea, 4970 nucleotides. RefSeq lists its product as uncharacterized. The transcript has 6 exons. Lineage: Eukaryota; Metazoa; Cnidaria; Anthozoa; Malacalcyonacea; Nephtheidae. The record is from RefSeq and is a predicted model, not a curated record. The coding region runs from base 486 to 4313 and encodes 1275 amino acids.
AAACUUUCAUUACGCGCGCAAUCCGACAGAAUAUAUUGUCCCGCCUCUCUCUCACCUGCAUGAAUUGAACUGAAUGAUAGAUAAUUUGAGAAUGGAUUUUGACGAACAAAUUUAAACGAACGUGAGGCGAUAUUCAAUUUCCGACUUUUGUUUGAAAUUGUUAACGAAAGUUCUUAAAAUGAAUGUGUAAUGAAUGCGAUUUGUUUUCAAAGACGCGAAAAAAAUUUUAUCUCAUAACACAGAGUGACGAAAUAAAUUUGCGGUUGAAACAAUUUGCUCCGGGACUGUUGGCUGUUGUAUCAAUUAUCGUUUGCGGAAUUUAUCCUCGAAUCUUGAUUGUCUCAGAACAGUAGAGUGUCUAGCAAACUCCAAGUAAAUUGUAAAUAAUUUGCUUUAACAAAGAUCAUAAGCCUCCAGAUCCUAGAUCAACUGAAUCAUCUCUUUACUCUACGAAAAGAAGUUCAAAGCAAGUUCAGCUGUAAGUAAUGAAUAUGUUCACACCCCGUGGAUACACCGCUGUGCCUCAGGAAGCUGCCUCGCAGGAUGAAGACGAAAGCAUCGACAAAAACCCCUUGUCACAGAGUUUUAAUCAGCGCAAGAACUUGAGUGCCUUGAAAAAUACUGAAGCAAUGCAUAGCACGUCCCGAAACUCAAGAGAGAGUGAGGUCGAAGAGGGCGAAACAAAAGAACGGCGAGUUAAACGCAAUGUGAGAUUUGAAUCGCGGAGUUUGGAAGAGAGACCCGAACCCUUGUCAAACGCUCGUAGACUUUGCUUUGUUGUAUCUCUAAUGAUCUGUACUUUGACCAUUUUUGUCUUUGCAUUUACCGUUCCUUGUAAAGGUCCAUCAUGCAACGUUGCAAACAUGAUUACAACCGUAACCAGCAAUUUGGAGGAAUUUCACAAAAAUUGGUCAAUGUCUUUUCCUGCGUUUUCAACCGGAAUCGUAUUUCAUCUAUCCUCGUCAAAAACAAGAGAAGUCGUAGUAAGUUAUAAUGGCAAACAAGAGAUCUCAAAACAUUCCACUAAAGUCACAAAACAUGAAAUCCAUAAAACCACUGGGAACCAGAAAAAAUGGAGUACAAAAGAAUCUGGCCUAAUUUCAUUAAAAGAAGACAAUGGUGAAUUUUUGUGGUUGUUCAAUGCCUCAGAUGUUGUGAAACUUAUCGAGUGUAGGACAGAUGAUAACCAUUUUGAGACAUGUCUGAUUCAAAGUUCUCAUGGACGAUUACAAUUAAUAAAUCCAAAGCGUAAUCAGAUCAUUUGGUCAACCCGUAUCUUAAUCGGAUCUAUAUUACCCAGUAUAAUUAUUGGCAUCAAUGAUUGUGACGGCGAUGAUGGACGAGAUAUACUACUUAGUUAUGAUCGGUUUAACACUACAUGUAUGCUUCCAACCAAUAAGACAUUUUGCACACAUCCGGGAGUUGUACAACUUAUAUCCGGUCGCACAGGGUACCCAUUGGGCAGUAGACUGAACAUCCCUCAAAGUCACCUUAUAAAACGCGUAUCCAUCCACUCUACAAGGCAUGCUGAAAAUCUGAUAUUUGUAUUGACAGUCGGUAAUAAAGGUCAUCUUAAGGUUAUUUCAAUCCAGAAGCUCUAUCGUAAAAUUUUAGAAGGUAUGGACAGCGAGCCUACAUUGUUUAAUAAUUCCACUCUGAGCGUCUCCGACAUCGUAUCGACGGACCACGAGCCUGUUGUGAAGGAUUUAAAUAAGGAUUUUGUGGAAGACAUAAUUUUGGUGACGUUAGCUGGUAAUAAGCACUCUUUAACGGCUGUAGAUGGUGGUAAACUUAAGAAGAUGUGGAGAAUUGCAUUUGGAUCCAGAAAAAUGUUAAGUCAACCUGUGAUUGGACAUUUCAAUGAUGACGAGAUUCCAGAUAUAUUGGUCAUCCUUGAAGAUCCAGUAUUAUCAUUUUUUAACCAGUCCCUCGUGCAAAUUCUAGACGGACAAAACGGAAAUAUUUUAUGGACUAGAAAACUGCGUUUGGCCAAGAAUACCACCCCGUUAACUGCAAACGUUCGAUAUAAAAGUGAUAUCUUCCUACUCUGGAUUGAAAAAGAAAGCAAGCGAAAAUACAAGAAGAUAUUUCUUUCAAAAGCACCGAAAGAAUCAUCAAAUGACAUUGGAAAACAAGUAAAUGCAGGGAAAAGUAAAUCACAGGCAGGAAUACGUGGAAAACAAGAAACUCAACCCGCAAUGAGUGUGGCAAAUACCCAUCAUGUCUUGCAGACGAAUGAAAGCGAAAAUUCAAUCGCUCAGGAUGGGCAUCAUCGUUCUCCACGCAGUACAAAAUUCCGUAAGGAAGAGCGAUCUGUAAAUGAUAUGACAGAUGAGUUAGAUUCUCUUGUUGAUGAGAUUUUUGUGAAGGACAAUAAAAAUAUUCCUCGAACUAAAUCUAUCAAUAAACCCCUCAGGAAUGUAAAGAAGAAUGGCAACACACACAAAAUCCUUGAAGAUAUUCUAAAGAAAGAAGGACAAUCAUUAGAGGUGGUGAAGAAAGAACAUGGUUCCCUUGCUGGAGGGGCAAAGGCAACUAUUAGUACAAGGUUGGUCAAACAAGGACCUAAAUUAUAUACGAUUCAUGGUAUGCAUAAACCAAGCAUGCAAACGAGGAGAAGGUUCAGGCAGAUGACGAGCAGCUCUAGCCAUGGAAAAUUAGGUGAUGGAAGUAAAAGUAAGCCUACGACGGCGAAUAUUGUUCAUACGUUAACGGAAGGACAAAAAUUCAAAAAAGUUAUAAUUAACAAAGUUGACAGUAAAAUGGAUGAUCGUGGAGAAACUACCAGCUCUACUUUGCCAACCACCCAGCCUGAAUCUCGUGUUUCUGUAAAAACUGCUAGGAUUAAUCCCACCACAAACGAUGGUAGGAUCGAACAGGUUAUAGUCCAAAAUUCUAUCCGACAAGUUGGUGAUCAUCAUGGUGGUAAAAAUGAGCAUGGAAUACAAAGUCAAACUGCUAUUUUGCCCACACAUCGUGAAAUCCAAAAAACAAGAGCAAGAGAAAGCGGGGGAAAACUCGAUCAUGUUGGAAUCCAGAAACGUCUCGGAGAAAACCGCAACAGUAAUCAUCCAACCAAUGAUGUAACACUACCGACAUCAAACCCAAAAUACCAACAUAACAAAGCUACAACUGGCAAAGCUGUUAUUCGUAAUAUCCACCAAAUUAGUGAAGACGUAUUGUUGGCCAUCCAUCCAGUUACUAGACCAGACCAGAUUCAUCAUUCUGGCAAAACAAAUACCAAAACUGCUGCAAUAAAGUUUAAAAAUACUGUACGAGCAACAUAUUCUCCAUACAUACAAGGUCACCGUCACACUGAAGUUACUGUAAAAACAAUGGCAGAUUUUAAGUCCAAAAGUACACCUAACAAAACAAGGUCUGGGAAAGAUAUUCUUAUUUUGCCUACCAAAAUUCCUACAACUGAACAACCAACCAGCAAUACUUUAACAAUACUGCUGGAGAAAAAACAUCAACGUCAAAUUGAGAGAAAAACGACCCAAAGCAGUCCAAAGCACCCAAAACAACAAAAUGGUAAAAACGAGAAACUUAAAGUUGACAUUCCUCGUGGAAAAAAAAUAUCUUCCCAUGAUAUGAAUAAGCAUAGUGGCACUACAAAUAAACUUGAAAAUAGACCAGAACAUUUGAAUAAAUCAAACCACGACCAAAAUAUCGUAAAUAAGUUGAUCAAAUCAAAUGUGUCAGCCUCUUCAUCACCACAUCCAAAAGCUAACAAGAAAGUGAGGCUUUCGAAUGGAGGAAAUAUGAACGAAUUACUUGGUAAUAAGAAAGCGAUUCCCCACCUACAUUCAAUAGAAGUUAACAGAACCGGACACCUGGAUGAAAAUAAGAUGAUUCGAGUAAUAGAGAGAAAAUUAAAGCCCAAUACUUCAGGAAUGCCAAGGAAGCAACAACUAUCAAAUACCAGCAAAGACCACCGACCCAAAGCAAGUGGACACCAGACAACGUUGCAACACCCGACAACCAUAAACCACCACCAUACCAGCGAUGAGAAGAAGAAACACGAUAUUCCAUGUCCUGAUGGGUUCAAUCUUGCUCUCAUCGCUAUAUUUCCAAACAGUCACAAAAACUCGUUUUCAAUCGUAUCGCAAGAGAACAGUAUAAAGAAACCCAAAGGUUCCUCUGCACCAUGUGGCACGCUAUGGCCUUCCCUAAACACCAGUCCGCUUGUACGAGAUGCGGACAGCGAUGGAUUCCUGGACAUUGUGUAUGCCGUUAAUUAUGGUCGUGUAGUACAGAAUGCGAGAACAAUGAAAGUUAGAAAAUUUAGUUUGAAAGUAGACUCAGAAGAAUGAGUUGACAUAAUUUUAAAACAAAACAUUUGUCGAAUUCAACUAUCCAAGAUGUGAGUUAUAAAGUAAAACAAGACCCAGUCGUUCAGGUUGUGAUUUUAGACUAAAAUGUUGAAUGAAAAAUUGUUUUAUUGUACAACUCAAAUCUUGAGUAAUAUAACUUAUUUAUCGCAUAUUGACACAUUAGUAAGUAGCUCAUCAAACUGAGACUGAGUGGGUUUUAUUAUGAGUGCCUUAAAAAAAACACUGUCAGGUGUCGGUAGGGGUGUACUUUGUUUACCUGACUUUGUUUACCUUGUACUUUUAAUUUCUGCCAGCGGUGGUGUAUGGUAGCAUCAGGUAGCAUGGUCUUUCCUGGUUAUAUACGGAUAUAUAGGUUUACCACCUGUACAAGUAAAACGGACGGUAUUUUACUUUACUGCCUUUAACUCGUGAUGAACUUUCCAAAAAAAAUAUUACCAUGCAGACCCAAUUCUAUAGCUGGACGUUGGUUACAAUUUACAAUGAGGCGUUUCUUUGAUCAAAUGGGAGGAUAUCUGUUAUGAUGUUUAUAUAAUGCAUAAUUUCAAGAUUAUAGCUAAUCGUUGCUAGCUUGUUGCAGCACGAUUCAGUUUGCGAUUGUUUUGGGGUUUUUUAUUGAAUGCACCAGUCUGCAUGUGC